ACCAAGCGGAGGUUUUAUUCAGUGAGCCGGUGCACCAGCAAGCAAAUGCUAGUAUAUAUUGCAUUGCAUGCACAGUCCGAAGGUUUCGAUUGAAACGCAUUCCCUCUUCUCUUCUUCCGUCACUGGUCAAGACAAGUAGUCUGAGUCUCAGAGAGUGAAAAAUGGCGUCCAAGUCUCCGAAGAAAACCAACCUCUUAGAUCACAACUCCAUCAAGCACAUUCUCGACGAGUCUGUCUCUGAGAUAGUGAAGAGUAAUGGGUAUGUGGAAGAUGUGAGAUUGAGCAACGUGAGACUGUUGAUUGGGGCUGUCAUCAUCGUCAUUGCUCUCUUCUCUCAGUUUUACAAGAAGAAGUUCCCCGAGAAUAAGGAUUUUGUCCUUGCCUGCAUCGCUUUGUAUGUAAUCUUCAAUGGGUUGUUGCAGCUGAUCAUAUACACUAAGGAGAAAGAUGCUAUACUGUUUACUUAUCCUCCUGCUGGAUCCGGUACCGGUUUGGUAGUUUCCUCCAAAUUGCCUAGAUUUUCUGACAUGUACACGCUUACCAUAGCAAGUGCAGAGCCAAAAUCAAUUUCUACAAAUGAACCAGUACAUUUUACUAAAAGUGUUACUCAGUGGUUCACCAACGACGGAAUCUUAGUUGAGGGCCUCUUUUGGAAGGAUGUUGAAGCACUGAUAGCUCAAUAUACGAAACCAAAGAAGAGCAAGUGAUAUGGAGACUUAUCUUAGUUCUGCAGGGAACAUUUUGGAGGGCAAAUAUACAUCUAGAUAUGAGUUAUAUUUCUAUACAUUCUCAACAUCUAAAAUGGAAGUGAGUAAAUCAAGCUUUCACUAGCUUUAGAACACAAUUUAUUUCCAUUUUUCUUCAGUCUAUUUUAUAGAAAAAAGUCGAACCUUUA
This is a messenger RNA of Lotus japonicus, 895 nucleotides long. Its product is annotated as signal peptidase complex subunit 2-like. The record is from RefSeq and is a predicted model, not a curated record. NCBI's taxonomy places the organism in Eukaryota, Viridiplantae, Streptophyta, Magnoliopsida, Fabales, Fabaceae. Gene Ontology annotation, biological process: protein targeting to ER. The coding region runs from base 162 to 707 and encodes 181 amino acids. Gene Ontology annotation, cellular component: signal peptidase complex; membrane. The transcript is spliced from 5 exons.